Messenger RNA from Symbiodinium sp. CCMP2456, 714 nucleotides. The record is from the annotation of a GenBank genome assembly. Lineage: Eukaryota; Dinophyceae; Suessiales; Symbiodiniaceae.
AUGGAUGUGCUCGUCUGGUGGACGGUUCCGGCACCGAAGCCGCAUCCCUGGGACUCCGAGGUGAUCGACUCGGAGGAGGACAGGGACCUCCUAAGAGUCCGCCUGCAAGUUGAUGGUAUCGGCGUGCACGUGAGCAUGGGGAAGGAUGUCCUGGGCGUGGCCGGAUGCAUUCUUCUGAGUCAUGGCUACGACCUGUUUCGUGGGCUGUGCCAGAUGGAGAGCCUCAGUGAAGGAAAGGACUACACAGACCUCAAGUCGACGGAUACACCGCCGCAAAUUCUGGUGAAGCAGGACCUGUUUGCCGCCUUGCUGUGUCGGGCCUGGGCUCGCCGUGCAGCGGUUUCGAAAGUGAGGCCGUUGCUGCAGGACGGCCUGGCAUGUCCGUUUGCAGAAGAAUCUCGAAUAGAGCUACGUUCUGAUGCUGACAUAUCAAACCACUACUACGAGUUGAUGCUUGGGCGUGGACCGAAGGACCAGUGCCCGCUUGCGGAGAAGUACUUGCAAGGUGUUGCAAGAGAUAUGCGUCUAAGUGAGCAGCCCUACUUCCAAAGCGUUCUGGCAGGGCGUUGCGAUCCCAACGAUUCGAUUCUGAGUAUUCUGAAGAUGUUGGACGUACCGGACGCACUGGUUCCGCUGGAUGUGAGACAGGAGUUGGCCCUGGGGGUCGCUUGUAAGGUGCUUGAGCUGAUACAGGUGACUGGCCUUGACCUUUGA